Paramecium pentaurelia is the source of this 1231-nucleotide messenger RNA. NCBI's taxonomy places the organism in Eukaryota, Ciliophora, Oligohymenophorea, Peniculida, Parameciidae. The record is from the annotation of a GenBank genome assembly.
AAUGUCUGAAGAAGAAUUAGUAAACAAAUUUAUUGAUAACAUUUCAAAUGAGCUUCACUAUAAAAAUUAAGAAGAAGUUGUCUAAAAUGUCUAUUAAUUGAUUGAAUUAACAUGUAAUAAAUAGUUGAUAAUUUUAGAGAUCCUUUUGGAAAAAAUAAGAAUACUAAAUAUUGAGAAACAUGAUCAUUAGUAAGAAUUAGAUGCUUAGAAUGAUAAUUUAAGAGCUGAAAUAGCAUUUAAUCUAUAACAGCAAAUGUAAAUGCAGGUAUAGUAUUCUUAUUAUUUUUAGCGUAUUUAAGAUGAAUUAUUGUAAAAAUAAGAUACUUUAUAUGAGAAACUAUUAAUACUUGAGGAAGACCUUAAAUAAUAAUAAAUUCUUAAUUCAAUUUAUAAAAACUAAGUAUAAAAUCCUUAACUUUAUGAUAGUUAGAAUCAAAGUAAUAUAAUGGAGAAAAACAAAAUGUAGAAUAAUUUGUAUUUGAACUUAAAGAAUUGUAGAUUGAAAAUGAAUAUUAAAAAUAAUAAAUACAAUCUCUGAAAUCAAUAAUUUAAUAAAAUAAAUAGGAUUAUUAAUCAUAAUUAAUAUCAAAUUCAUCUUUAAUAUAACAUUAAGAAGCUAUAAUAAAAAGUAAAAUUUAAUUAUAUUUUAGAUAUGAAGGAUGAAUUAAGUACUUAAAGAUAACAAAUAAGAUAGUUAUAAUCAGAAAAUAAAUAAUUUAGUGAUCAAAUAUAUGAAAAAUAAUAAUCAGCAUUAAAGGAGAUAACUAAUUCUCCAUUUCUAUAGAAUGCACAUUCUAUUAAUACUAAAUAGAAGACAAUUUUGAAUGAACAAAAGGAUUCUAAGAAAAAUUAAUUUUCAUCUUAAAAAAGGUAUUUAUAAGCAGAUGAUUUAUAUGAUGUGAAUUAAUUUACAUUAUUAGAAUGUGAAUUACAAGAUACAAACUAUAAUACAACUUCAAAUACUUGUUGUAGGAAUAGCUAUAAUUUUAAAAAGGUUUAAAUAAAUGAAUAACCUAUACCAGUAUAAAGAAAUAUCUAUAAAGUAAAUAAUGAUUUAAAUUAUUAUUAGGACUUCUUUAAUUUAACAUCAUAAUGUGUUAAAUUGAAUUUAAAUGAAGAAAAAAUAUUAGAUUCUAGAGUUUCUCAUUUAUUUGAUGAAUACGUUGAUUAAAAAAUACCUUAUCAUUAAUGGUAUAAUGAAAUAAAAAGAUACUUAUUGACUUUAUUAUGA